AUGCUUUUUUCUACUGUUGCAGCUUGGCUGUUGUGUGUCGUUCAUAGCUCAUCUGCGUGCAAAACAGACGAUCUGAAGCUCGCAGUAUCUACAUUAAACCUGCGCCUAUCCGAAGCUGCCACCAUUACCUUCCCAUGGGAUACCCGUUGGAACGAUCUCCAAGUCCGUGGCUCUUCUCCACGCAUAUCUCCCGACUACAACGUGGUGGUUGAGGUAGCGACAGAGUCCGACGUGCAAACAACGGUCGCAUUGGCCAGUCGUCUCAACAUCCCGUUUUUGGCCGUGACAGGGGGCCAUGGAUGGACCAAAACGCUCAAUAAGCUGCCCUAUGGUAUUCAGAUUAACAUGCGGAAGCUGAACACUACGACACUCAGUCAAAAUGGAAAAACUGCGAUGGUUGGAGGCGGAACUAUGCAACACGAAAUCACUCGCUCGUUGUUCGCCUUGGGCAAGUAUGCAGUUACUGGGCUUUCGGCAUGUGUGUCGGUUGCGGGCCCAUUGUUAGGCGGCGGUCACAGUCUGCUCCAGAACCAACAUGGCUACUCCCUAGACGGUCUUGUUUCUGCGCGCGUAGUUCUAGCCAGCGGAAAAGUUGUAGAAGCCUCUCGGACAACAAAUGCCGACUUGUUCUGGGCCCUGCAAGGAGCAGGACAUAAUUUUGGUAUUGUGACCAGCCUUGAGGUCCAGACCUACGAUAUCCCUUCCAACUGGACUGUCUACUCACUCGUUUUCACGACCGACAAGGUUGAGGCGCUCUUCCAGCUGAUCAACGAGUUUGAAGAGCCGGCUAUGAAACGUCCCGCGAAGCUAGCGCUUACAGGAGUGUUCGUGAGGAUACCUGCUGUCGAUCCCAUCAAUCCAGUUGUCGCAUACAAUAUAAUAUACGAGGGCACGGAAGCGGAAGCUGAACCAUACGCCUUACGUUUCAAAGCGCUCGGUCCAGUAUCAACCACAGUAUCGACGGACGUCGACUACGUAGAGCUUUAUACGGUGACUGGAAACAAUCUUCAAAGCCAAGCUUGUACGAGGAACGAGAAUAUUGCAGGAGCCGGCGUCUCGCUACCUGCUUGGGAUCUUGAAGGUGUCCGUAAAGCAUUCACAAUAUUCGGUAACAUCACAGCGGAUCCCCGCUUUAAUACUUCCAUUACCUUGCUGGAGAACUACGGCAUGCAAGGUGUACGGGCUGUUGAAGCAGCUUCCACGGCAAUGCCACCCGAGGAACGUGAGUAUCCAAUCCUCGCGUCUCCAGUGCUGUGGUGGGCUGGCGAUGAUGCGCAGACGACCAAAGACGCCUAUGCAUAUACACGUGCGAUGCGCAAUGCGCUGUAUACGGGCCUUGACAAGAGCAACAAAAAACGACACUGCUAUGUGAAUUACGCUAGUGGGGAGGAGAGUAAGCCCGAGAUGUAUGGAUACGAUGAUAGGCUUACGAAGUUAGCCAAGCUGAAGAAUGAGUGGGAUCCAGAGAACAGGUUCGGGUUUUAUAACCCGAUAGUGUAG
Messenger RNA from Alternaria postmessia, 1500 nucleotides. RefSeq lists its product as uncharacterized. The transcript is spliced from 3 exons. Lineage: Eukaryota; Fungi; Ascomycota; Dothideomycetes; Pleosporales; Pleosporaceae. The record is from RefSeq and is a predicted model, not a curated record. Gene Ontology annotation, molecular function: oxidoreductase activity; FAD binding. Bases 1 to 1500 code for a protein of 499 amino acids.